Lodderomyces beijingensis is the source of this 1176-nucleotide messenger RNA. Lineage: Eukaryota; Fungi; Ascomycota; Pichiomycetes; Serinales; Debaryomycetaceae. The record is from the annotation of a GenBank genome assembly.
AUGCCGUGGAGAUCAACACUACAAGCGUCAGCAACAGUAAUAUCCCUCCUCCUCCUCGUGAAUGAGCUCCGGAGAGCAUACAACAGGCUAGAGCAGCAGCAAAACACACUCACGCCGCUCCCGCCCACGACCCGAGGCAUCGAGUCCCGCAUCGGCAACACGCCUUUGAUCGAAAUCAAAUCGCUAUCGGCAAAGACAGGAUGCAAGAUCUACGCCAAGAUGGAGCUCUGCAACCCCUUCGGCAGCGCCAAGGACCGCGUCGCGUUGGCGAUUAUCCGCGCCGCUGAGGUUCGCGGCGACUUGGUGCCCGGACAGGGCGACGUGAUAUUCGAAGGCACGUCGGGGUCUACGGGGAUCAGCUUCGCGGCGUUGGCGAACGCGCUAGGCUACGUGGCUCACAUCUGUCUUCCAGAUGACACUUCCCCGGAAAAAGUCCAGUUGUUGCAGACGUUGGGCGCCGUGGUGGAGAAAGUCAAGCCCGCGAGCAUCGUUGACCCCAACCAGUAUGUCAAUGCCGCCAAGCGCGGCGCGGACGAGAUCAAUAACGAUGCCAAUGAUCCUCGUAGAGCUGUGUUUGCUAACCAGUUUGAAAACUUGCAUAAUUGGCGCGUGCAUUACACUACGACGGGGCCCGAGAUUUUGCGGCAGUUGGAUCGCGUCGACGUGUUUAUCAAUGGCAGUGGCACGGGCGGCACCAUUGCUGGUGUGGGGCGAGCUUUGAAAGAGCAUAACGAGGCAACUAGGGUGGUCUUGGCUGACCCACAAGGAAGCGGGCUAGCUAAUAGAGUCAAUUUUGGCGUGUUGUACGAUAGUGUGGAAAAGGAGGGCACGAGGAGACGGCACCAGGUCGACACUUUGGUUGAAGGGAUUGGCUUGAGCAGAUUAACGCAGAAUUUCAAACAAGCUGAAGCUUAUAUCGACGAGGCUGUCAAAGUCAGCGACGCAGAAGCGCUCAGCAUGGCUCAGUAUCUCUGCAUGAACGAUGGCUUGUUCUGGGGCUCUUCGGCAGCGGUGAACUGCGUUGCUGCGGUGAAAACUGCAAUGAAAUAUGGACCCGGUCACAACAUAGUGGUUAUUGCUUGCGACUCUGGAGAUCGGCACUUGAGCAAGUUUUGGAAAGAAGCGGCAAAAGUGUCAAAAUCGAUAUCAUUAGAGGAAGUUCUUCUGUUGAACUAG